This is a messenger RNA of Paramacrobiotus metropolitanus, 4050 nucleotides long. RefSeq lists its product as uncharacterized. The coding region runs from base 1 to 4050 and encodes 1349 amino acids. Gene Ontology annotation, biological process: proteolysis; DNA integration. Gene Ontology annotation, molecular function: nucleic acid binding; aspartic-type endopeptidase activity; zinc ion binding. The transcript has 3 exons. The record is from RefSeq and is a predicted model, not a curated record. NCBI's taxonomy places the organism in Eukaryota, Metazoa, Tardigrada, Eutardigrada, Parachela, Macrobiotidae.
AUGUCUCUGGACGAUAUUGGUAUUGAUUAUACCACGAACGUGUUGACCACGUCCGGACCGUCUACUAUGGCAAAAGCAAAGGAAUCCCCGACGCUGCUCAAGUUCGAGCCUGGCUCCAUGGUGUGGAAAGCAUGGCGUUCCCGUUAUAACAAUUAUGUCAAAAUACAGGAACUCACCGCGGAGGACGAUCAAAAGCGGCUGCUAUUGGACUCACUAGGAGUGGAAGCACAUGAAAUGUUGUUUGCCAUGUGUCUGCCACAAGAUCCCGCAGAGCUAAAGCUGGAUGAAGUCAUUGCCCAUCUCGAGCAUGCAUACGUAAAGAAGACACUGCAGUCAACAGAAUGGGCGAACUUUUUCCUCCUGAAGCAGGAAGUUGGUGAAACCCUUUUGGAUUUUGCCAAUAAGCUGCGGAGGAAGGCUGUGUUGUGUUCUUUUCCGGCGGACGCGUUGGAGGGGAACAUGCGUGCGGCCUUCCUAAACGGAGUCCAAAAUGAAGCGACGCAGCGCCAUUUGCGAACCAAGGAAAUCGAUAUUCUGGCGAAAGCGCUGGAUAUCGCAGAGCAGUAUGAGCUGGCGCAGCUGAAGCGGACAGCCACUACUACUGAAGUGGCGAGGAUCGACGGCGGCCAGAAGGGACGUUCGGGGCCACAUCCGAAGGGACGUAACGGUGGUACUCGACCUGGGCGUGGUGACGGCAACAGUGGCAAGAUGGCUGGCAGCAGCGGCGCAUGCUACGCGUGUGGCGGGAAAGGGCAUGUGAAGGCCGAUUGCUGGGCGAAGGAAGCGACGUGCAGAAACUGCGGCAAGAAAGGUCACGUCGCAAAGGCGUGCAAGCCUCCGCCAAAGGGCGACAGAGGCGGCGGUGGCCGUCGGACGUGGACAGUGCAGGAAGACUUCGACGUCCUGGCUAUCGGUGAAGAAGUGGGUGGAUCGAUUCGGGUACCGAUCACCUUGAAUGAUGCCCGCGUAUCCAUGCUGUUGGAUACGGGAUCGGGUGUGACGAUCAUCACGGCGAGCACGUGGAGACAGAUCGGCUCGCCGAAGCUGACGCCUUAUGCCACACCACUACGAAGUUUCACGGGCCAUCCGAUCCAGGUGAUCGGAAGUGCAACGAUGCCGGUGGUAUAUGGUCGGACAAGGAAGUCACUGCCUGUCGUCGUCGUAGCCCGUGGAGGUGAUGUGCUGGGGCGUGACUGGAUCAAAGCGCUAGAUUUGAGUCAUUUAAGUCUCAAAGAGCUGCAGGUGUUUUCGGUGUCAAAGGUCACCGCCCGCGCAACUGUCCAGAGCAUCCUGGAUCGCCACAGCAGCGUAUUUCGCGAGGAACUUGGGCACUGCAAGGAGUUUAAGGCUCACCUCUACCUAAAGGAAAGCGCGAAGCCGGUCUUUUGUAAGCCACGAACGGUCCCGUUCGCCUAUCGGGACGCAGUGGAGAAAGAUUUGGACCGCUUGAAGCGAGCCGGAGACAUCCGCACGUGCGCUGACCUAAGCACUGGAUUGAAUGACUCGCUCGACGUGCAAACCUAUCCGCUGCCCACUCCCGAUGAACUAUUUGCCAAGUUAAACGGGGGCGACAAGUUCAGCAGCCUGGAUCUGGCAGAAGCGUAUGCGCAAAUAGAGCUGGACGACGAAAUCGCAAGCGGACCAAGCAUAUUCCAACAGAUCAUUGAGCGCAUACUGCAAGGCUGCGAGGGCGUGGCAGUGUACAUUGACGACAUUAUCGUCACGGGCAAGACCGACGAGGAACACCAGCGAAACUUGGAAGCGGUGUUAGAACGGCUGGAGAAGUACGGACUUCGCGUGAAACUGUCGAAGUGCAGAUUCAUGCAGGAAUCGGUCGAGUAUCUGGGUUUUGUGGUGGACCGACACGGGCGACACAUAUCCCAGGAUCGUGUGAAGGCACUGGUGGACAUGAAAAUGCCCACCAACGUCAGUGAGUUACGUGCUUACCUGGGCAUGGUAAAUCACUACGCCAAGUUCGUACCGAACCUGUCCGCAAAGUGCAGUCAGUUUCACCGCCUAUUAAAGUCCGGCGCACCAUGGGAAUGGACGACUGAGUGUGCGAAGCAGUUUCAGGCACUCAAGGAAGAAAUCGUCCACGCAACGUUCCUGGUGCACUUUAAUCCCGCAAUGCCGCUGGUGCUGGCAGCGGAUGCGUCGCAGUAUGGUUUGGGAGCGGUUCUGUGUCACCGUUUUCCCGACGGAACAGAAAGGCCGAUCGCGCACGCGUCUAAGAGUCUGUCAGCGGCGGAAAAGAAUUACGGGCAAAUUGAAAAAGAGGCACUCGCGCUCGUCUACGGCUGUAAGAAAUUCCACCAGUACGUGGCCGGCAGGGAGUUUACGCUGUUAACGGAUCACAAGCCGUUAUUGAGCGUCUUCGGCAAGCGGAAAGGUGUCCCAGUGGUCACGGCCAAUCGUCUUCAGCGGUGGGCGUUGUUGCUCAUGGGAUACAGCUUUUCCAUAGAGUACCGCCGCACCGAGGAGUUUGGUCAAGCAGAUGGUCUCAGCCGACUGCCGCUCCACUCCACGCAGCUGGAGAAAUACCCAAACCUGGGAAUGGAUAACGUAGUGAGCGCGCUGCAUGUGGAAAGUGCCGAAAACAUACCCGUGUCAGUGGAAGACAUCGCAAGGGAAACGGCUGCCGAUGCGGAGCUCCAGGAAGUACGCCAGCGCAUCAGUCGCGGCUGGCCGGACUCCGUAAGCGAUCGGCUUCGGCCGUAUAAGAAGGUACAGCACGAGCUGAGCGUGCUGAAUGGCUGCGUGUGCUGGGGAUCGCGCACGGUUAUUCCCGAGAAGUAUCGUCCCAGGAUACUGAAGCAUCUACACGCAGCCCACAUGGGCGCCGGGAAAAUGAAAGGUGAAGCGCGGGGCUACUGUUGGUGGCCAUCGAUGGACAGGGAGAUCGAGCAGGUCGCCAAGGACUGCCGAAUAUGCACCGAGCGCGCGGGUGAGACAGCGAAAGUUCCGCUAGCGCAGUGGCCGGUGCCCGAUGCUCCCUGGAAGCGUGUCCACAUGGACUUUGCCGGUCCAUAUCGGGGCACGAUGUUGCUUGUGGUUGUGGACGCAAUGUCCAAAUGGCCGGAAGUGGUGCAAAUGAAGCACGCAACGACGGAAGGAGUGAUGGAGGCGCUGCUCACGAUGUUCAGCCGAUACGGUGUGUGCAAUGAAGUUGUGUCGGACAACGGCACACCUUUCACUUCGCAGCAGUUUACGGAGUUCUGCAGCAAGUAUGGCAUACGGCACACCCGGACGCCUCCAGGUCACCCGCAGUCAAACGGCCAGGCCGAGCGGUAUGUGCAAACCGUUAAAGACGGACUUGCGAAGUUGAUGGCCGACGGUCAUGCACUGCCGGAUGCGUUACGCCAGUUCCUGUGGCGUUAUCGAAGCGCGCCAGAUGCAACGACCGGGCAGUCGCCGGCCGAAUUGUUUAUCGGACGGAAGCUCCGAUCGACGUUGGACCUUUUGAUUCCCGUCAUGGCAACCACGACAGAGCGCAACCGCGAGCGAUACCAGAAGAAUUUCGAUAAGCGGACGAAACCGAAGGAGUUCCACAGUGGUCAGCUGGUGCUGGUGCGCGACUACCGGUUGAACCGCACAGUUGAUUGGAUAAGCGGAAAGUUAGUCAGACGUUAUGGUACGAAGGUGUGGGACGUGAAGGUUGGCGAUCUGAUAUGGCGCCGACAUGCCAAUCAGAUGCGGCCACGAAGUUGGCUGGAAAUGCACGAAAUGGUAGAAGCGGAAAUUCCACCAUCAGCCAACGCGGAAGCACCACCGCCUACCAUUGACAAUGACCUUCCGGAAGUGACCAGUGAAGCCUUGCCAGCGUCUACUGCAAACGAUGCAGAGACUGUAAAAACGGAACCUGAUCAGCCGAAAGCUCAACCCGAUGCGGUGAAGGUUUCCCAACCGCAGCCCGUAGAAACCAAGCCUGCCACAGUGAAUAAGCCACAGGCUACGAAGCCCAAGAAGACCAAACCGGAACCGGUGGAACCACGUCGUACAGCUAGGGCGAACGCUGGAAUAGCUCCUAAGCUGUUAAUACAUGAGCAAUGA